Sturnus vulgaris (Common starling) is the source of this 7783-nucleotide messenger RNA. NCBI's taxonomy places the organism in Eukaryota, Metazoa, Chordata, Aves, Passeriformes, Sturnidae. The record is from RefSeq and is a predicted model, not a curated record.
GCAGAGAACAUCUAACACGUCCCCACCUCACAGCAUGUCAGCUCCUGCGCUAGGCACUCCUCUGUUAGAGACACACGCAUUUUUAUCAUUGGCCUUCUCAGGAAAAGUGCAUUUUGGACGUCUUUAAUGUGAAUACAUAGCUGUACUUUUGACUAGAUAGGUGCUUGGUUUUGCCAUCAGCAAAGUCUAAAUUUCAUGCAAUAGCUAUAAGUCUGAUGCAUUGGUCACAAUACCUUGGUUUCUGGGUAUUGUGUUCCUGUGGAACUGUAAGUCUGGGAUGUAUAUUUUAAAUUGCCUUUUAUAGUGGUAAGUAGUCAUUCAUGUUUGAAUUUGUAUGGUCCAGCGUCUAUGAGACCAGUGUGUGUUCACAUCCUGAACUCCACAUUUGUUUAUUCCAUUCAAACUGUUGAUUAUGGCCUGAUGGAUAGCCUGUUAAUAUGGAGCUUAGCUCCAAUACCUCUAUGCCACUGGUUUUAGUAUGCUGCUGAAAGGGAAGCAGUGCAUUCUGCUUUCUCCCCUCCCACUCAACUCUAAUGUGUGCUUUUUAGAAAUAUAACAAUUUCUACCAUGGUCAGGAUUUCAUUUCAAGCUAUUGCAGAAACAAAUACUGAUACAUCCUAACAUUUCAAAAACAUUACUGCGCAUUUGCCAUGAUGGUUGAGUGUGGUAGCAUCAUUUCAGCAUUAAGUUAAUUGUAAGGAAAAUGUUUCCAGGCAUGGUAGCUUUGUUUCUGUACCAAGAUCUGGAUUUCUAAAAACUUGCUGAUUUAUACCCCAUUAGAUCCAAAUGUUUUUAUGUUAUCACAAGAUUUCUAAGUACACCUUUUCUUUAGAAUGCUUGUUAAGGUGCCGAGGAAAAAUAGCAAAAUAUUUCCCUGGAAAGAUUAUUUUGGUGACUUUUCAUCUCAAAGCAAUUCUUUGUGAGCUUGAGAGGUCUAAGGAAGUAAAAGGUUGGAUAUGCUAUAGGGAGACCAAACACAGAAAUAGGGUAUGAAAUUAGGAUAGGCAGACACAUUCGCUGAUCUAGUGGUGAAAAAGAAUUAUUCUUCAAAGUGCAGGGCAAAUCCCACAUUUUUUUCUAUGUUUUCUUCCCUUAAAAAGAAGGGCUUAGUUCCUCUAUGAAAAUGUUAUUUAUGGGCAGAAAAACCUGCCCAUCAAAUUUUCUGUCUGGAAAUUAGAAAUGCUUUGAUGAGGAAUAAUAAAGCUACAGUAGAAGGAGUAACAUUGUGUUUGUCUUCCAGAAACAAGCAAGGCUUCAAGCAUCCUCUUAAGCCUUAAUUUCAUCUAGGCAGUGUCUCAUUUCAGAGACUGACAGGUAAAAUGAUUGGCGUCAGGAAGGCAGUUUUCUCUUGGCUCCUGGCACCCUUCCAGUGCUGUGAUUCGUGUCCCAACACCUUGCAGCAUCGUUUUAGUUGCUCUGCAAUGGUUUUCUGCUUACAGCAGAAUUGAAGAUGCACAUACAGAGGUCUCAGCAGUGGAACUUUGAGAAGUGUAAAUGGAUUUGUGUGGAGGGGAGUAACCAUUCCAAAUCAGUUUGGAUGCCACAGUUGCAUAGCUGAUAUGCAAGAGGACAAAGCCCAAAGACACAGAGAAGUUUGAAGCUUAGCAAACUACAAGGAGAUGUUCAAAAUGUGAGGGUGGCAGUAUUGUUUAAGGUAGAUAUAGAUAUAGAUACAGAUAUAGAUAUAGAUAGAUAUAGACAUAGACAUAGACAUAGAUGACAUAGAUGAUAUAGAUAUAUAUCAGCUUUUAUUUUGGAUCCUCUGCUUUCAAAGUGCCACAACUUUCUUUCUAAAAGGGGGAUAGUUUCCAAAAUAUACUGUACAAGAUUUGGCUCAGUGGAAAUUGAUACAAGGGGUUUUGGUUUCUUCGGUUCAAUAGCAGCAAAACCACACAUGUUAAAAUAGGGGAGGGGGACUGGUGGGACUCCACUCAUUUUUGGGCAGACAGAUGUUUUUUGAGAUGUUAAAAUAAAUCUAUUCAGUUGUAGGUAAGAUAAUUCUUAAAAUGCAAGACCUCAGUGUAACAUUGCAACUGAACAUCCAUGGAGCCAUUCUUUCAUCUGUUACAGGUCCUUCAAUCAUGGAAGGUGACACGGAUGGUUCUAAGAGCUGUAGGAGCUUUUUCUUCAAGCUUUGGUAUCCCUGCUGUUUCAUAACAGUGAUUUAUCCACAUUUUAAUGUGCAUGUUUGAGAGUACACAAGUGGCCUCACGUACCAAAUAGCUUCUCAGUUACUGGCACUUGGUACAAAACCAAACUCGGUGACAAGACUUCUCUCAAGCAGACCUUAUAUCAUGAACUUUCAGUAUGUACUGGAAGGAAGAUACCAAAUCAAAAAAGACUGGAGAGCCCCCACUAAUAAAUGGCUGGAUUCCUUACCUUGGGAAAGCUUUGAUUUUUAGAAAAGAUGCUUACAAAUUCUUACUGGAUCAACAAAAGAAAUUUGGAGAUAUUUUCACUGUACAUAUUGCUGGUAGAUAUAUUACCUUUAUCAUGGACCCAUUUCAAUAUGUCUAUGUCAUCCGAAAUAGCAAGCAACUUGAGUUUCAUGAAUUCGCUAAUAAAAUGGCAUCCAAAACUUUUGACUACCCAGCCUUGUCAAAAGGAAAAUUCCCUGAACUCAAGGAAAACCUGCACAGAAUCUACCAGUAUCUACAAGGCAAGCCUUUGGAUACCAUUUCUGACCACAUGAUGAAAAAUCUCCAGGAUAUAUUUGAAUGGAAAUGCUCACAAGCAACAGAUUGGGAAACAGAAAAAAUGUACAAAUUCUGCUGCUCUGUAAUGUUUGAAGCCAGUUUUGUAACACUAUAUGGAAGAGUUCCUGCUGCAGAUGGCCACAAAGUUAUUAGUGAAAUCAGAGACAAAUUUAUCAAGUUUGAUGCCAGCUUUCCCUAUUUAGCUGCAAACAUACCAAUUGAGUUGCUAGGAGCUACCAAGAAGGUUCGGAAGGAGCUUAUACAUCAUUUUUUACUUCAGAACAUGACAAAAUGGCUGGGAGGGUCAAAAGUGGUCCAAGCCAGACAAGAUAUAUUUGAGAAAUAUGAGCUGCUUGGAGAUUAUGACAAAGCAGCACAUCAUUUUGCCUUCCUGUGGGCCUCUGUGGGAAACACGAUUCCAGCUACAUUCUGGGCCAUGUAUUAUCUUCUGCGGCACCCAGAAGCUCUUGCAGCGGUGCGUGACGAGAUUGACCAUUUGCUGCAGUCAACAGGUCAAAAGAGAGGGCCCACAUAUAACAUCCACCUCACCAGAGAACAAUUGGACAACCUGGUCUACCUAGAGAGUGCCUUAAACGAGAGUUUAAGAAUGUGCUCAUCCUCCAUGAACAUCCGCAUCAGCCAAGAGGAUUUUGUUCUCAAGCUUGAAGGGAAUCAAGAAGUCGUUUUGAGGAGAGGAGACUGGAUAGCCCUUUACCCGCAGAUUUUGCACAUGGACCCUGAGGUCUAUGAAGAUCCUAAGGAGUAUAAGUUCGAUCGAUACAUAGAGAAUGGCAAGAAGAAAACCACAUUCUACAAGGCAGGAAGAAAACUGAAGUAUUUCCUAAUGCCCUUUGGCUCUGGGAUCAGCAUGUGUCCAGGGAGGUUCCUCGCAAUGAAUGAGAUGAAGAUGUUUCUUUUCAUACUAUUGUCUCAUUUUGAUGUAGAACUAGCAGAAAACAAAGCUGUCAGACUUGAUAACAGUCGCAUGGGCCUUGGUAUCCUCCUGCCAGACGUUGAUAUUGCCUUUCGUUACAAGCUAAGGUCCUUAAGAAAUUGAGCAGCUGCCUAUAUGCUUUCCACUAAUCUCCAUGUUUGCUCUGUUUCAUCACUCAGCUUUAUGUUUUUGGAAACAUUUUCUUUUCUCUCUCUGCUUUUACCUCCUUCCUCUUUGUUUCUAAGGAGAAAAGCCGUUGGGCUGGAGGUAGAGACCAGAUGCAGGGACGUGCAACCUCAAUUUGUCCUGCUUGAGUUGUGAGAAGUGAGGUGACAUGACAAGAGUCUGGCCAAGUAAAUAGCCCAGCAUCUCUCCAAGGUGCAUCCCCAUACUCUUGGCUGUGGGAUGAGCAGGAUUUACAGAGAGGACAAAUCCAGGCCACUUAUGUGGGAAAUGGGCUCAGCAGCCCUCUGUCACAGGGUUUGAUUGUGAGGUCCCAUACACCCAUCAUCUAGAGGAAUAUCAGCAUCUGCUCAUAGAAGCAUAAUAAGAAAGGGGGAGCUUAUUUCUAGAGGAUGAGAGAAUGUCCUGUGAUUAUUAUCCUAACUUUAUAUUUACUUUAUUUCUUUCAUGGUCUUGAGAGUCUUAGCCCUUUAUUUGGGAGAUGUGAUGGAAGUUGUGUGGAGUGGUGGAGGAUGAUUUACAAGAAUGUCUUACUGACAACACAUUUCUAACUUCAGGUUUAUGUACUGAGGCUCAAUGCUUUGCUUUCUUGCUCCUUUUACCUUUUUUUUUUUUUUGUGCAGUGCAAAAAAAUUAAAAUAUGUGAUUCCUUUCCUGUAGUCAUUUAAAGCCAGAAGGGAAAUUCUGUUCAUUUUAAUAGGCUCCUGAUCAAGCCUAAAUUAUCUAUUUUGGCAUUUGAGUCCCCCAAAAAAGCAUAUUCUUCAGGGAGAAAAUAUAUAAGCCUGUUUGAAAUUUUUCUAUCACCUCGAAAAUUAGCUUCUCUUUCUCUCACUGUUUCUUAGUAACAUAUUCGUGCAUUUAUUUUGACCAUUUCUUAUGCUUUUUUAAUUUCUCCAAAAACGCAAAAGAGAAAGAGGGUUUCAAGGGCAAAUGUGGUAUCUAAAAAUGCUUUUUAACAUUGUUUUACUUUGCCUAAGUUAUGCAUAGGCAGAGUAGUGUGACCUGUGUUUGGAAACAGACUUGUCCAUCUGCAAAUUGGAAAACAGGCUCUUCCCUGGGGCCAAAAUUUGAGCAAGUGAAAACCCUGGGCAGCCACAGAAGUUUACACUGGCUGCCCAACCUGCUUCAGUGGGUGCCCAGCUCUUGUUUGGAAAAUUAAUUUCCUAGUGCACAAAAUCUGAGAUUUUGGACCCUGUCUCUCUUCCCAGCCAUCUCUUCAGAGAUUGAUGAGAAUUCCCAUGGCUGUCCAAUCUCAAUUUGCCAAGAUGAUAAUUGUUAUGGUAGAAUAGCCAUGUCCGUGGGCCUACCCUUGUGUUCCUAAAAGACAUCUCUCUUUGGGAUGUGUCAAGAUUAAGUCUUUCAAAAUCAGAAAUUCUACUCAUCUGUAGAGCACUUGAUGGCCUAUAAAUGAAAACUACUACCUGCAUACUAAGAAUUAUUUAUUGUUAUUUGUGUAGAAGCCUCUUCAGUUGUUUGUGUAAAGCACAUACCCUAAACAAGUGUCAGUAUCAGUAGAAAGACUUUCAGAGAUUGGUACAGCCCCAUUCCAAAUCCUCCAAGAAGAAAAUUGUGGUUUUGUGAGAUAUAUUGGAUAAACAUUUUCUCUUCAUAUAUAGUAUCAAUAAUGUCCUCAAAUUGGGAGUGCACUUAUGUUAAAUGGGCUUUGCAGUUGAUUAACUUUACUUUAACUUUACUUCAACGUUUAAUCAACAGCAAAAGCUGAUUACUGCCUUGUGCCACAGAAUAAAAUUGGUUUUUAUGGAGACAUUCUUGUACUCAGGUUACUUACUCCUGUAGUUACUCUGUAGAAGCUAUUCUGUACUCAGGUGUAGCUCACAAUGCAGUUUGGACAUUAGAGCCUGGUUUACUGAGAGAGGGAAUGUUGAUAUCAUUACACUGUUGACUGUAUUCCAUUAUUGCUUAUAUGUAAGUUGUAAAAUGUCUCAUGCUACAAUUAUGACGAGUCCUUCUUUGGCAUCCAACUUUAAAACAAACCUGAAGCACUGUGAAAAUAACAGUGGGUAUUUGUUUUAAACAGAAGUCUCUUUUUUAUAAUUGUAUUCUGUUUUUAGGAUUUCGAAUUAGAGUAUCACUGGCUGCUGCAGAAUUUGAUAGGGCAUAAUAGGACUGUGCCAAAAGUACAUGCAAAUCAUUAGUAGUUUGAGAUUAAUUGCUGAUCAAUUUGUAUAGUAUCUGUUCUGAAAUUAAAAGAAGAACUAGAUUGUCUCCAAAGUAGCAAAUUAAAUCUGCAUGAUAUGUUCCAUUAAAAAAAAAAAAAAAAAAAGAGAGAGAAAAGGGUCAGAAUCUUUCCCAGGAGUUGCAGGAAACCUCUAUGAAGCUGCUUGGAGGCCUUGCAUCAGAGUUAGAGAGCACCACACAAGAGGUCAGCAUUCUUCCCGGAUAAAAGUUGCUUGCUCUUUUUGCUCAGGAACCAAAAUAAUCAAAUGCAAACCAGGGUCUGCCCAGCCUGUCCUGGAAUUGUGUCCUGGUAACCCAGGCUCCUGGUUUGGCUGGUAAGCAAUGCAUCACUACCCUGGCAUACCUCGGCUGCUGAGGAAGUAACUCUUGUCCCAAUGUAAGGUCAUGAGAGCUGGAGCUGGACAGAGAGGUUAAGCCCUUCUGGUCCAUGUAUUCAGCAACUGAGGAGGGGAAACAUUGAGAGUCAGCAGCUGGUCUGACCAGGAGUGACUCAGUCUCCAUGGAGCAAGACUGAAAAGCCCAUGGUGUUGGUAUUCCUGGUCAAUAAGCUGAGACAGCACAACAGAGUGCAGCACCCCGAAGGUCCCAGCUGUAGCCAAGCUAGCUGCAGAGUGCUGUGCCCAGAAGAGAAUGUUUCAUUACACAGAGCACAACACCCUUUUUGAUGACCUCCUCUGCUGCAGGACCCGGGAGUGUGCAGCUCUGAAUGUCUGUCACCGGAGCACGAAGAGGCAAAAUCAUCUAAGCAGAAACAGCAGUGGUCUUUGCCAGUGUUCAGGUGACAAUGGGUUGCAGGGCAGGGUGGGGGAGGCAGACCUGUGCUUCCCUCUCCCACCUCUCCACUUCAGCAGGGGGGUCUGCCCUGCCAGCCCAGCAGUACCUGCUGGAGGCACCCACAGCAGGUGCAGGGGCAGGCAGGAGGAGCACAUGGGUACCCCCUGAAUUUCUCUGCUGUUCCUCGAUGAACUGGUGCACUCACCCGUCCGUUUGAGAUGUGACUCAGCUGGUCACUAUCAGCCUCUGACUGUAAGUUGGUGAUGUCUAUGGCUGCAUCAAUAGUAUCUUCUGCUAUUAAAAAAAAAAUUAAGCACCUUUUUUCUCAUCAAAAAAUAGGGAAAAAUAUUAAGUCAGUAUGGCAUUUUAUAGCACCCAAGAAGAAAUUCAAUUUAUCAUGAACUAAUGUGAAUACUAAAAUGUAAUUUUUAAAUUAUUCCUCCUAUUUUAAUUUACAGAUUGAAUGUUCUCCAUUUUCAUGCUGGCACUUAGUGCUGCUAGAUGCUAUUGUAAACUUUUUUAAACGUUCCAUUAUUUAGGAAACCAUCUAGUAUUUGUGUACAUGUUUGCAAAUUAGAUUUUCAUACCUCUGUCAGUAUGUCCUAAUGUAAUAAUAUAAAACCAUGUAAGAGUUGUUCUUUAGUUUAUGCUCUUAAGCCAGCUGCAUGUCACUAUUUUUGGCACUGCUAUUUUUAUGAAUAAUUACUUGUCUGUGAAUUUCUCUUGUAGAAUUUUACGUGAUCUUUUAUUUUGUCAUUGUUCAACUUUUUGUCAUUCAAGAGGUUGUGAAGUGCUCUUAAUUUUGCAAAUUCACAAUUUAUAUAUAGAUGAACAAUGGCUAGUUUCUUCUUAACAGUUAAUAUCCAUUGUUCAGGCUCCUAGAUCAACUAAGGUACUUCUGAGCAAGAAAAUCAAAAUUUCAUUAUUUUAGUAAUCUAACAUCUUAAAGGAAUUUUGUAUUUCAAGGACACAAUAAAAAGGAAUAUAUCUAUUUUAA